CAUGUCUGGUGGUUUUGGUGUGACACAGUGGGCUGGGGAAGUGACCAAGGGAUUGGAGGAUUUGGAGAGGAACCAGGAAUUAAAGCACAGCUAACGAACCUCAUUCGAUCCGUACGCACCGUGAUGAGAGUGCCAUUAAUAGCCGUGAACUCCAUCACAAUCGUUCUCCUCCUGUUGUUUGGUUGAAGAUACCCGGUGGAAGCCACUUGUGGACCCCCAAAGAAGAGCGAGUUGCUCCUCACCACCGCUCCUGAGUUUCCUGGGAUCCAGCACGGUUUAGCUGUCAGCUUGACGCUCGACUUAAAAUAAUAAAAGACACUCUGUUUCUAUUUAAUCCUAUUUCCAACCGUUCACAUGCAGUUUCAUUGGACGGGAUGCGGGGAUCAAUGCCACCACGCUGUGAAUAUACUGGACUCCUGACGA
Messenger RNA from Calidris pugnax (ruff), 423 nucleotides. RefSeq names its product immediate early response 3 interacting protein 1 (gene IER3IP1). The annotation marks the transcript as partial. NCBI's taxonomy places the organism in Eukaryota, Metazoa, Chordata, Aves, Charadriiformes, Scolopacidae. The transcript has 2 exons. Gene Ontology annotation, cellular component: endoplasmic reticulum membrane; Golgi membrane; COPII-coated ER to Golgi transport vesicle. The record is from RefSeq and is a predicted model, not a curated record. Gene Ontology annotation, biological process: endoplasmic reticulum to Golgi vesicle-mediated transport.